CCCCCCAACCAACACUCCGCCUGGGUGGAGCAGCGUGUGAACGCGGCGCUCGAGCUGAACCGGUUGCCGGGGCGGGGGGGGCAUUAACGCAUGCGCUGUCCCCCCCCCCGGCCGUGCCUGGGUGGAGCAGCGUGUGAGCGCGGUGCUCUGGGCAGAUGACAGCAGCAACCAGAAAUGAAGUGCUUAGUCUUUAUCGAAGAAUCUUCAGAAUAGCAAGAACAUGGCAGGCGCUAUCAGGUUUAUCAGAUGACACUUUGAAAGAAAAACAAUACAUCAUUACCGAGGCCAAAACGUUAUUUAGAAAAAAUAGAAAUUUAACAGAUGCAGAAGCAAUUAAAAACUGCAUAAUGGAAUGCCACACAAGGAUAGAGAUGGGACUACAUUAUAGAAUUCCUUAUCCACGCCCUAUACAUUUACCCCCAAUGGGACUUGCUGAUAAAAAAGGACGCAAGUUUAGAACGCAAGAGAGGCUGAGGAAACUUGCCAAACCAGUGUAUCUGCAGUCACAUGAUGAGAUGUAACAGUAAAAAGUCAACAUUUUAUAUCAUAAGAGGCCAGACAAUGGAAAAUAAUUGAUUAGUCAUCACCUGCAAGAUGUGCGUCUAUUUUGUGAAGAAAUCGUAUGUCCAGUUUGAGCAAAAUAUGUUAAAAUUAGCAACAGCUGGUGUGUUUUGAGUUAUUCCUUUUUAUUGUUUUGUUCAC
Molecule: messenger RNA, 702 nt
Organism: Mobula hypostoma (lesser devil ray)
Lineage: Eukaryota; Metazoa; Chordata; Chondrichthyes; Myliobatiformes; Myliobatidae
Gene: lyrm1
Product: LYR motif containing 1
Exons: 6
Coding region: 156-521 (121 amino acids)
Cellular component (GO): mitochondrion
Source: RefSeq, a predicted model, not a curated record